This is a messenger RNA of Gordionus sp. m RMFG-2023, 4710 nucleotides long. RefSeq names its product short transient receptor potential channel 4-like. The coding region runs from base 296 to 4651 and encodes 1451 amino acids. Gene Ontology annotation, cellular component: cation channel complex; plasma membrane. NCBI's taxonomy places the organism in Eukaryota, Metazoa, Nematomorpha, Gordioida, Chordodea, Parachordodidae. The record is from RefSeq and is a predicted model, not a curated record. The transcript is spliced from 20 exons. Gene Ontology annotation, biological process: regulation of cytosolic calcium ion concentration; calcium ion transmembrane transport. Gene Ontology annotation, molecular function: store-operated calcium channel activity; inositol 1,4,5 trisphosphate binding; protein binding.
CCUUUUCUCAAAAUAAAUAAAUUCAUUUUUUACCUGAGAUGAUUCAAAAUUUAUUAGAUCUGAAAGAUUUCAGGAUGAAUAAAUGAAGAUGGCAUCUAGGACAUUCAACCUGUAAGACGCCUGAUCGACAACUUAAACAAUACAUCAUCUUUUUAUAGCCAUCGCCUCAUUACCGUUUCAACAUUCGAGAAACACAUUUUAUAAUGUUGGGAAGUUUACUAAACAAUUUAUCUAAAAUAUCCCAAGAAAUAUAGAAAGAUUACAAUUUUUUUGGUGGUAUGAAAAAUAAAAUAGAAUGAAAUUUCGAAGAUUUAAAGGUAGGCGGAGAGUGAGCGCCAGCAGCAUCCAAAUAGAUGAUCAGAAUAUGACCAAUCUAAUCGGCUCCCGCUUGUCUUCAUGGAACAUAGAGAACGACCUGUACUUUAAUGACCCAGCUAACCGCGAUAUAGUUAUAACUAACGCGGAAAGUUAUAAAGGUGACGAAAAAGUCGAAAAUGGGGAGGAUAAUAUUACCAAAAAAGUGAAAGUAAAACUGAAAGAAAGAGGAAAAGAUAAAAAUUUUGAAUUGAAUUCCGCUAAUGACCCAAAUAUAACAUACAGGAGUGACAGAUCUUCCAAAAAUCACACUAUGAGUGAUUCCGAUACGGACAAACACGUCGGUAGCAUGGACGAUGAGACUCACACGGCGACCUUCUCUUCGCUCGACAAAACUCCCUCUAAUCGGCAGGACCCUUUCGAAAAUCUCAAUUCCAGCUACACUUACUACCAUAAAAACAAGAGGAAAAAACUUUUUUUCGACAUGAUGAAUCCCUCUAACAGGGUGAACACGACCAAUACCAUCCCGGCCACCUUAAGCAAUCCUCCAUCCUCCACGGGAGCCAGUCGGGGAAUCGCACUCCGUAAAAAUAUAGACACGCCUCCAAAUAAAGGAGGUCCCCCCGAUAAAACCGGCUCUAGGGGCAGGCCUGAUGCUGGCGGAAUCAAUAUGGAGUACGUGGAGGGACUCAUGCCCGAACCCAAACACGAGCUCACCUUCAAAGAAAAACAGUAUCUCAUAGCCGUUGAAAAAGGGGACGUUCCAACUGUAGGUAAGAUCCUAGAAGAAGCUCAACUUUACUUUCACAUCAACAUAAACUGCGUCGAUCCGCUCAACCGUUCUGCCCUAUUGAUAGCCAUAGAAAAUGACAAUUUGGAAAUGUUAGAACUGCUACUCAAGUAUCAUGUGGACACUAAGGACGCCAUCUUGUACGCCAUUUCAGAGGAAAUGGUCGAAGCCGUAGAGCACCUUCUCAACUAUGAGGAUGGGCAACGGGUCAAACAAUAUGAAGCGGCUAAGGGAGCUCUAGGAGGACAGGGGUCUAUUAAGUACACGGAAAAAAUAGAUAACAAAGAGUACGAAAGCGCUUUUACCUGUGAUAUAACUCCACUUAUCCUGGCAGCCCACAAGGACAAUUACGAGAUUGUCAAAUUACUGCUUGACCGAGGUGCAAAAAUUUCGCGACCGCAUGACGUUAGAUGCGGCUGUCGCACAUGCGUCAUGCAAAGCGAGACUGACAGUCUUAGACACAGCUUGAGUCGCAUACAUGCCUACAGGGCGCUCUCAAGUCCGUCUCUCAUUUGCCUCACAUCACGUGAUCCUAUCAUGACAGCAUUUACAAUAUCUUGGGAACUCUCCCAGCUCAGCAGUAUGGAGUAUGAAUUCACGACCGAAUAUGACGAACUUUCCACUAAAUGUCGAAGAUUCGGAACCGAUCUCUUAGACCAGACAAGAACUUCUACCGAGUUAAAGGUUAUCCUUAAUCACGUGGAAACGGAGAAAUUCAUAGACAUGUACUACAACUCAUCGGUAUCGGCGGCCAAAAUAAGUUCUGCUUUUGCCGCCGUCUUCUCCUCGUCUAUGUCCAGGUCAGGCACUUUCCUGGGAGGCGGUAGAGCCAGCCUAGGUGGAAACGACGACUCUAUACUGUGGUUUUUCCGCGGGCCUCCCCGCUUGGCCCGCUCGAUUUGGCGGUUUAUCAAAAAUCUUAAAAAAAUCAAGCAUAUAAAGACUGCUAGAGAAAAGGAAGAGGAGGAAGCAGAGGCAAGGCGGCGCCAAGAGACAACUAAGGCACUCAUACCCGCUUGGGGCAAGGAACGCAUGCAUCUCUCUCGCCUCAAAUCGGCCAUUAAAUACGGGCAGAAAGAGUUUGUAUCUCAUCCCAAUUGUCAACAGCUCCUAGGAGCAAUAUGGGCUGAGGGGUUACCCGGUUACAGAAGGCGCAACUUAUUAUCUCGAACCCUUAUAGUGCUUUCCAUAGCCGCCGUUUUCCCCAUCCUUUCUAUAUGCUACAUAUUGGCUCCUCACAAUAUGCCCGGGCGCGUCAUGAAAAAACCUUUUAUCAAAUUCAUAUGCAACAGCGCUUCUUAUAUCACCUUUUUGGUGUUGUUGAUUUUGGCAUCUCAGCGGAUUGAAAAUAUAACUAUGAUAGUUCAGGGUGAACAGCAGCACAUCAAAAACGAACGCAGGGGUUCUCCGCCUACCAAUUUUGAGUGGAUGAUAUUGGCUUGGAUAGCAGGUUUAGUUUGGGGUGAAAUAAAGCAACUUUGGGUGGAAGGAUUUCAGGAGUACCUAGAAGAUAUGUGGAACGUCAUUGAUUUUAUUACUAACGCCCUGUAUAUCGCUACCAUAACUCUAAGAGUUCUUGCUUAUUUGCAGGUUCAAAAGGAAAUAUCGGAACAUAACGAAGCCGCCUUCGCUCCUAGGAAAGAUUGGGUGGCUAAUGACCCGACUCUAAUAAGCGAGGGUUUGUUCGCUGCUGCCAAUAUCUUCAGCUCUUUAAAACUCGUUUAUAUCUUCACUGUGAAUCCUUACCUGGGACCAUUGCAAAUCACCUUGGGUAGAAUGACAUUUGACGUCUUAAGAUUUUCCAUUAUCAUUCUAUUAGUCGUAUUUUCGUUUUCUUGCGGCUUAACUCAGUUAUAUUGGUAUUAUGGUGAAAUGAGGGCUGAAGAAUGCAAUAAGGAUAAAAAUAGCGAUUCAUGUCAGAAAAGAUAUCAACGCUUUUCUAACUUAUUUGAAACGGUCCAAACUCUAUAUUGGGCUAUAUUCGGCCUCGUGGACCUCGAUAACACCGAACUCAAAGAACCCCAUGUUUACACAGAAUUCAUAGGUCUUCUUAUGUUUGGGGUUUACAGCGCUAUAGCUAUUGUCGUUCUACUUAACAUGCUGAUUGCCAUGAUGUCCAAUUCCUAUCAAAUUAUUUCCAAUUCCGCCGAUACUGAAUGGAAAUUCGCAAGAUCCAAGUUAUGGAUUAGUUAUUUCGAUGAAGGGGCGACGGUUCCGCCUCCUUUCAACAUUAUUCCUUCCCCCAAAUCAAUAUAUUACUUGUGCAUAUGGAUCGCCGAUAAACUUUAUUGUGUGCUCUCUAUCGAUCGUAAACUAAAUCAAGAGAGAUCUAUCAAGAAAAUUUUUCAGAAAGCAAAUGAAAAGGAGGCAAGAUACCAAAUGGUUAUAAGAUCCUUAGUGAAACGUUACAUCACUAAUAUGCAGCGGAAAAAACAGCAGUAUUCGGGCGUUACAGAAGAUGACAUAAACGAAAUAAAACAGGAAAUAUCUUCUUUUCGGUUCGAGAUGCUCGAAAUAUUUAAGAAGACUGUCGAUAUGUUGAAGAGUUCAAGCGAAUUCGCCGAAGACGCUGAGGAAAGCAAUAUUUUGAAUUUACAGGCUAGCCGUACCAUCAAACCCAACAAAAAGAUCCUUCAAAAAGAACGUCGGCUUAUGAAAGGGAGCCUGGACGUGAAUCCCGUCCAACAAAGCCAAUCCAUAAUAACUGAUACCGCCAAGGCCGGAUUUGUAGGGGGACUUAUCUCGGAAGCUAAUGGCGGAUCCAGUAACGGAACAGCUAAGGGCAAUAAUAUUAAGAGGCUCAACAGCAUACGUAAAAGUCACAAACAUCGACCCCAGAAUUAUAGGGGAUGGGACAAACUUCUCCGUGUGCUCAAAUCUAAGACUAUCCCCACUGCCAUGUCUUCUGGGAAAUCCGCUGAAGUAACUACAUCUAGCCCACUUCCCGCUUCUUCCUCCCCCACCUCUACUAUGCCUCCGGUGACUAUUAUUUCUGGAACGCCCUCUAUAAUAUCCACCGAUAAAAAACACCGCCCCACUUUGGGUUCUGGGACCAAAAGAGGAUUUCUACAUCAUCGACACCGGGUAGACGAAGAUGAUCACGAUGGCGAUGAAGAAAGGAAGCGACUUCUCGGGUCCCGCCGUGGGGGUAUUAGGGAACUUUCUGAAGACAAAGAUGCCGCCGCUUCUUUCGAAAUGACCAACCUGGCCACAAGUGGCGAAUCGCUCAGUCCCCCUUCACCUGUUGUACGUCCACCAUCUGCCAUCCUAACUACUCCCACUAGGACAGAAACUGUAAUUGUAGACAUGUCUAUGCCAGCGGCUAUGCCCGCCCCGUUGAAGCCAGAACCUGUGACUGGACUGCCCCCGGUAUCAUCCAGUAUUCCUACUAGCCUUAACCCGUUCUUAGCAGGAGCUACUGCCGAUUCUGCCACUUCACAAGAGGAACACCUACCCAGACCGCCUUUAUCUGCUGCCGCUAAAGGGAGUGAAGAACAUCUGCCCCCUUCCAAACAUUUAAAAACUACCAAUUUCUUGGACAUUUAAUUAUACUUUUAAAACAAUCGAUAGGACAUAAUUUAAUUUUUAUUUCCAUGUUAGAUAUU